GACAAUAAAGUAAUCCUGUUGUCAUUGCAGUGUCAGUGUAGUCGUGUCCAGCCAGUCUCCUGCAUUACUGUUCCCGCCCUCCCUCUACUCACUGCUGCCAUGCUGUACCCAGCUCUGCUCUGUGCUGCUCUGCUCCUGAUAGCACCCCUGGGGCACACAGAGGGGCGCACCCUGCACCCCUCACCUGAUGCCAUCCAGUUUGUUGAGCAGUUUCUGGAUCGCUACAACGACCUGACCCUGGAUGACCUGGAGAACCUGGUGAGCAGCCAACCAGAGGAGCCCUCCUCKGCUUUYACUUCCRSGGUCAAAGUCGCUGAGUACCCCAAAUGGGCUGACAUACCAGCACAGGGCGACAGCACCUGGCUCCGCCUCCUGAAGGGGACCCUGGCCAAUCAGAAAAGAGCUGUGACGGACCGGUCRAGGAGGGGGUGGAACCGAGGAUGCUUCGGACUCAAACUGGACAGGAUCGGGUCAAUGAGUGGACUGGGCUGCUAGUGGAGAGAGAGGAAGAGACUGACGUCCCUCAGGGGAUAUGAGGACGAACACACAGUAGGCUGCUACACAGCACACAGUCAUUUACACACAGGUGAAUACAAGGAUGUUAAUGUGAGUACAAAGGAGGUCUACAUGUAGCGUAGCUGUAGUGUACUUGCUGUAGUGCUAAUGUGGUUCCAUCRAGCUUAGUGAAAGUUACUCUGUAUGUCUCCUGGCUGUUGGAAGGGGUUAGCUGUACUUAUAUUGUACAUCUAUUCAUUUGAAUCUUGAAAGUAUCAGAGUUAUGUUUACAUCAAGCUGUUAUUCUAUUUUAAGUCUCUGAGUGUUGUUUUGACAGUAAACCUGCACUUUAUUUAAAAGUUGUCUUUCUUGACUUUCUUGAUUGUCCUUGUUAAUCCUGCAGGAAUAGUUGUGUUAUGGCAUGUUUAAUGGAAAUAAAUAUUUGAAAAAAUAUAAUAAUAUAAUUAAAGUCAAAUGUUUCUUCUCUCUGCUAUUGAUUUGACAUACAUUUGGCAUGAAUAAAUGUACACUGA
Salvelinus sp. IW2-2015 is the source of this 1028-nucleotide messenger RNA. Its product is annotated as C-type natriuretic peptide 1. Gene Ontology annotation, molecular function: hormone activity. The record is from RefSeq and is a predicted model, not a curated record. Gene Ontology annotation, biological process: receptor guanylyl cyclase signaling pathway; cGMP biosynthetic process. Lineage: Eukaryota; Metazoa; Chordata; Actinopteri; Salmoniformes; Salmonidae. Gene Ontology annotation, cellular component: extracellular region.